AUGCUCAAGAGGCUACAGCGAGCGGGCUGGACAUGUCCGCAAUGUGCAAGUCAUCAAUCAAAGGUUACAAGACGAUGCCUGGUCACUACGAGCAAUGCCAAAGGCAGUGGAGCCGCUGCGGCAAAAGCUGUUGGCGAAGAGUAUCAACCUGUUACGAAAGCAGCGCCUGGAAUAGCACACGAUGAUCGAACUUUGAGACAGAUAUUUGACUCGCCACAUACAUGGAAAGAAUUCAGUACCAAGGCCAAACAUCGCUAUGGAGGAAAGAGCGCCGGACUGUUCCAGAACCGAUACCUCACACGACCAGACGGAUUUCAGGACUUUGCUGCAGUCACUUUGGUGAAGUGCAAACGUAUCGUGGAGAAGGUGCUUGGCUAUCGGUCGGUAGGCGAGUUGCGAAGGGUGGCAAGAGACCUUGAUCGGCUGAGUGAUCUGCUAUGUCGUGUCAUCGACUUGAGUGAUUUCGUCCGAUCCGUCCAUCCGGACAGGAAGGUGCAGGCUGCUGCGAGUCAGGCAUACAGCUCCAUGUUCGAGUACAUGAAUGUGCUGAACACGACCACUGGACUCAAUGAUCAAUUGAAGAGGGCAGCUGCGAUACCAGAAAUCUACGAUUCAUGGAGUGAAGAAGAGCGAACAGUAGCGGCCAUCCUAAUCAAAGACUUCUCCAAGUCAGCCAUCGACCUAGAAGAGACCGAUAGACAGGCCUUCGUCAACAUCUCGAAUGAGAUCGCAGAAGUCGGUAAUGCAUUCGUUGAGAACAUGGAGGCAGCGACGCCAUCGUUACAAUUCGAAAGCAGUAGGAUGAAAGGCAUGGAUCCGAUGUUUGUACGGCAGAUGACGAGAUGGGGUUCGGUGGCACUACCAACCAUUGGCAUGCCAGCGAUCAUGGCGAUGAGAAGCGUGGAGGACCCCGAGACAAGACGAGAGAUAUACAUGGCGAAUCGAGCAUCAUCACGAGUGAGCCUGCAACGGCUAGAACAGCUCCUCAAACGAAGAGCGGAGAUCGCGAAGCUGGGCGGCUACGAGAGCUAUGCGCAUAUGACUCUGACGGAUAAGAUGGCACAAUCACCAGAAGCCGUGACAUCAUUUCUGGAUGCGCUCGCGAAGGAGAAUGCUCCCCGAGCUAAGGAGGAGCUCAGGGAAUUGUUGGAGCUGAAAAGCGGCGAUGCUCGAGCAGGCAACUUUCCAGCAGAGAUCAAUGCAUGGGACAGGGACUAUUACACAUCCCAAGUCAUGUCCUCUAUGCGAUCCAAGACCCGCGCACCAGACUUUCUCUCUGCAUACUUUUCUCUCGGUACAGUAAUGCAAGGUCUUUCACGCCUCUUCCACCGUCUGUAUGGCAUUCGACUUGUACCUCGCGAGACACUACCAGGCGAGACUUGGAACUCAGACGUUCGGCGUUUAGACGUGAUCGACGACCAAGAAGGCCAUAUAGCAGUGAUUUAUUGCGAUUUGUUCGAACGACCUGGGAAAAGCCCGAACCCUGCUCAUUUCACUCUUCGUUGCUCGAGGAAGAUCAGCGAAGAGGAGAUGCAGGAAGCGGCAGAGCUCUCGUCACAGACAGGAGCGAUAUUCAACACAGCGCAAGAAGCAGCCAAUGACGGCCUAGCCACGAACUUUAGCCCUCGAGACGGCCACGCACUAUAUCAGCUUCCCACAAUAGCUCUCAUUUGCGACUUUGCACUCGCGCCAGCUUCGUCAGAUCGACCAACCCUCCUCACCGUCCGCGAACUCACCACGCUUUUUCAUGAGAUGGGCCACGCUCUUCACUCGAUCUGCGGCCGUACAGCCUUACAGAAUGUAAGCGGGACACGUUGUGCGACGGACUUUGCCGAACUCCCAUCCGUCUUGAUGGAGAACUUCGCCUCGGCGCCAGAAGUCCUAGCACUAUAUGCCCGGCAUUGGGAGACCGAUGCGCCACUCGAUUGCGACCGAAUCCGUGAGCGCGUGGAUGUGGAGAAGAGGAUGCAGGGGGCUGAGAUCGAAGGGCAGGUUUUGCUUGGGAUGCUCGAUCAGGUCUAUCAUUCUUCUCGUCCACUCAAGUGGAAAGAGGGUGGGACGGGUGCGGAAAGUACGACGCUGUAUCACGAUAUCUGGAGACAAUAUUCUGCCGUCCCUGAACCCGCCGGAACAAGCUGGCAGGGCUUUUUCGGGCACCUAUACGGCUACGGCGCAACGUACUACUCCUAUCUGUUCGAUCGCGCUAUUAGUGGGAAGAUAUGGAGGGAUGUCUUCCAGCGCUCACAGGGCGGGGCGAUAGACCCUCGGUCGGGUGAGAGGUUCCGAGAGGAGGUACUACGCCAUGGUGGUGGGAGGGAUGGAUGGCAAUGUGUAGGUGGUGUGUUGGGUAGGGACGAGCUGAAGGCAGGUGGGAGAGAGGCUAUGGAGGAAGUGGGGAGGUGGGGCGUCCAUAGUUGA
This is a messenger RNA of Recurvomyces mirabilis, 2418 nucleotides long. RefSeq names its product Mitochondrial intermediate peptidase (gene OCT1). Gene Ontology annotation, biological process: peptide metabolic process. The coding region runs from base 1 to 2418 and encodes 805 amino acids. Gene Ontology annotation, cellular component: mitochondrion. Lineage: Eukaryota; Fungi; Ascomycota; Dothideomycetes; Mycosphaerellales; Teratosphaeriaceae. The record is from RefSeq and is a predicted model, not a curated record. The transcript has a single exon. Gene Ontology annotation, molecular function: metalloendopeptidase activity.